AUGUUGUUCGUGGAAGGAAUGGCAGAGACCCAAAAUUCCAAGAACGAUCCUCCGUCUGCCUCACAGUUUCUGGAAAUGGGACAUGUCAUCGGUAUAAGACUCAUCGAGUUCGCCCAACGAUCCCACAGUGACAUUGCCUAUCACAUCGAUUUACUAGAAGGAUUUAGAAAAGAAACAUUGAAGUAUAUCCGCAAAGUCCAGGAAUUCCUUCAGCAAAACCAGCAACCGGGGAACAAGGUCAACCUUUGCGAAAUGGUGCUUUCGUUUCUGCUGGUUCUCCAGGCGGAGAAUCAAAAAAUUACAAGCACUACAACAGAAGAGUCUCUGCGGCAUUCAGCUUCGGCGUCGUACGACGAGAUGAAGUUUUUCGUUGGUGCUUUUGAGCAGAUGAAGAAGAAUGCUAUGGCAGAUUACCAAUGUGAACUGGACGGCAGAGCUGCCAGCCCUGGUGAUGAUGAUCAACAAGGCGGGCCUCGAACUCUGCCACCGUCUAAUGUUGUCGCACAAGGGCCACUUCCAACUACCCCGGGACCGUCGGGACAGCAAACUCUCGCGGCGCCGCAAGAGUUAGCAGCUAUAGCUGCCGGGUCGAAUCCUCAAGACUCUCAGUCCCAUCUUCCGGCACAGCAUACGCCAACAGCUUCUCAGAUGCAGUCACCUCCUCCGACCCAGCCCGUGUCAGCAGAUACUCCUCCGCAGCCUACAACAAGAACACUUAACUGGGAAGACCGAUUAUUAUUGCUAGAACAGCCCACAUCACAUGACUCGCAAGGAAAGAAACCCGCCCCCAAGUGUGUUGAGGUCCUUCGGGAGACACAUCAGCAAGACGCAGCUUCAGCCAAUGCGGCUGCGUUUGCAUCACAUUCGGCUUCAGGACUUCAGGGAAUCCCAAGCCGAGAAAGCCAAGGGCACCAGCUCGGAGGCGAAGGCAAUCAACCAGCUCCGAUGGGACCAUCUCAAGUCGCUUCCUCGGCCAGCCAGCCAGUACCAAAGAACAAAAGCACUCAACCUGCUUCAACGAAUGGCAAUGAUGAAUUUGAGUCAAAUACGGCCGGCAAAGGCAACCAAAUGGCCAUGUCAACCCCACAAGGACCGUCAACCGGAGGCCAGAAGAGAGCCGCACCGCGCAAGAGGAAAAGUACUUUGCCUACCACCAAUCGCUAUUCAACUGAUGGCAAGAAAGAAUCAGAGCCAAUUCCGGGUAGUCUCAGAAAAUCGGUGAUACUACCCCUACAAGGUCCCACGACGAACAGUGAGAAGGGAUUUUCACCACAGCACGAGAGAAAGAGCACCGUUCCUGCUACCCAAUUAACUCCACCAGCGCCGAGUCUGAAGCCCAGUAAAGUAAACCUUACACCAAAGGGGGAACCGGCUCAAAAGGUCAAGCCACUUCUUCGACGUCCAACUCAGCAAGCUUUAUCGGCACAGACCACAGACACCACUGGAGCCAGCCAGAGGCCUUUAGCAUAUCCAGCUGGCCCGAUUAUGCAGCAGAAGCAAGAAUUUCAGUCGCAACGACAGAACACCGCACAUAGUCAGCCGAUACAAAGAUCUUCGGCACAAAAACAGUACGCUACCCAGAACCAGCACACCACCUUGUUUUCCCGCCCAACUGCCAUGGUGCCUAGCACAUAUCAGUCGGUCUUCGGUACGUCAGUGCCUCAACAUGCUCAACAGAUGGAGGAGACACAGCAAAAACAAAUGGGCUUGUCUGUUGGCGUUCCGCAGCUAAGAUGGUCUCAAGGGUACCAGCAACAGCUAAGUGUUCCCCCCAAUAUCAAGACACCCAUGAUCCAGUCCGAAGCCUCAGUUGAUCUCAAGAAUCAGAAUGUUCAGGCACCGGAUGAAGGACCACAAUCCGCUUCGGCUCUGGCGUCGCAAGCGCAAGGCCAGCAGGCUCAAAAGUCUCUGGCGGAGACGCCUAAAAGGAAGUUGUUACAGUUGCCACGAACCUAUGCUCCUUCGGCUCAACUGCAGUCUGUUGAAGAGAAGUUAGGGACUCGGCCGGCUCAACAUUCAGUAGCCGAGAAGACAAAACAGCAUAUGUUACAGCUACCACGAACUUAUGGUCCACAGCGACAACAUCCUUUGGAAGAGGUGUCAAAAAAUAAGCAACAAAAGAUUGAUGGACUUCUAGCUCCGAAGGUUCGAGAGGCGUUCAUAAACCAGGGAUUAGUACAGCCGCCGGAGACUCAGGCACCACAGAUACCUCAGCCCCCGAUCUAG
Pseudomassariella vexata is the source of this 2226-nucleotide messenger RNA. RefSeq lists its product as uncharacterized. The record is from RefSeq and is a predicted model, not a curated record. The transcript has a single exon. The coding region runs from base 1 to 2226 and encodes 741 amino acids. Lineage: Eukaryota; Fungi; Ascomycota; Sordariomycetes; Amphisphaeriales; Pseudomassariaceae.